Molecule: messenger RNA, 1971 nt
Organism: Penicillium olsonii
Lineage: Eukaryota; Fungi; Ascomycota; Eurotiomycetes; Eurotiales; Aspergillaceae
Source: the annotation of a GenBank genome assembly
AUGGUUGAAGAGAGUUCUCCACACUACAAACAGCUUUUCUUAGAGGCCGAAGAGCGUCUUCUGCAGGAAGAAGAGCGUCUUCUUCAGGCCAAAAGGCUUUGUCUGCAGACUGAAGAUAGAGCAAGGCGAGCAACGGCGAAAAUUCAAUCAACUAAUUUUGCUGAACUCAUCCGCCAUUCCCACGACUUCAUCUCACGGCAUUUGAGCGCUGCAACACCGUCACGCUCGACCACGGGAGCCAUUCCUCUUCCCACCGGAAAGUACUGCCCGACACGACUAGAGCACUGGGCCGACUGCUCAUCACAACAGUCAGAAAUAUAUAGAUCUGUCUACAAGUAUCUCCAGUCGGCACCAGAAACAGCGCCACGGAUGUUCUCGUCGAUAAGUGCGUUGGAGCAUACCGGUCGGCAAUUUGCUCACACGCCAAUUAGCAGUGAGCGAGAACUGAUGUUCCUCGAGCGAACUGCUGUGGAAAUCCAUGUCCUUGACAUCAUCGGCCAGCUAUGCAAGCUCCCGGCUGCGCGUGCUGAAUUCGGCCUUCGUGAUGGACUCGAGGUUGGCUAUCAUGUCAACUUCUUGGGGAAGGAUGACCUCAUGGAUGAUAGUGUUGAGUCACGCCCAAGCCGUGAUAGUCUCUGCAUACAUCGUCUCGAUGCCGACACUACCUCUGUCCUUACAUCUGCCGGCUACAGAGUUCCUCACAUGCUAUCGGUUGAAGCUCUCCGUCUAGGCCUUCGGCCAAUGGAUCUAUGGCAGGAUAUGGUCAGAUCAAACCGAAUCCCCACGGACCCAGAAGCAAAGGCGCAAUUUCAGGCAAGUAGACUUGUUUGCUCUGCUAUUGUCAAAGAAUACCAUAUGAUGAUUCAAGAAGGGCUGGAAUAUUCGUACUUGACCACUGGGAUAACCCGCGUUCUUCUCCAUGUCCCAUACGAAAGUCCAACCACGCUAUAUUACUUCUUGUGUGACCCUAACAACGAACUGGACCCAGAGCUGGAAGAAUCUUUCCAACAACCCAAGACAUCUAUUGCUAGAGUUCUUUGUUUGUGGUUAACGGCAUGCCGCUCUACACCGCGUGACCAGGAAUGGAGAAAUUCUGUACUACCAAGGCUCCAUGUCUGGGAGACUGGUUUUGAUGAUACUGGUUCUCAGGCUCAGAAGGCAGAGCUGGAACAGACUCCCUGUGACUCCAAUAAUACGACGAAAAGGCACACGAGUCUGGCUGCCAUGAUUCACCACGAGGCAAGUGAUAAUCAAGGUUUCUCGCAAUACCGCGAUGGGAAGUUUUGCACCCUGAAAUGUUUGCGCGGAUUGCAGACCGGCGGGUUGCUAGAUCAUAGCUGCCCAAAAGUGAAGCUCCAUCGUCGGGGAAAAGAUGAUACUAAACAUUCUACUACGUCGACAGAUCUACUUCGCUCAAUAAAAAGGCAGUUGGAUGAGAACAUUGAUCGGUGCAUUCUUUAUGGAAGUCGCGGCUCAUACGGUGCACCUUUCAAGCUAACAUGCGCUACAUAUGGCUAUGCUGUCCUAGGAAAAGGAACUACAUCGCAUUUGUGGAAACAAGUCUCCCGCGAAGCAGAAGUAUAUCAAAUUCUGCGGAAGGCUCAAGCACGUGCAGUUCCUGUUUUCCUGGGUGUACUCAAUCUGUCUAGAAUAUACUUCCUCCAUGAAGCUGGAGAGAUUCGACACAUGCUCGUUAUGGGCUGGGGAGGCGAGUCCACGGCGGAAAUGGAGAUGACACCAGAGCUUCUGGGACAUAUCCACAAAGCGAGGAGGGAAAUAAAAGCUCUGGGAAUUGUCCAUGAUGAUCUUCGGGACGAGAAUGUUCUCUGGAACGAAGAGCUUCGUCGGGCGUUAAUCAUCGACUUCCAUCGCUCUACGCUGAUACCUCGACCACUCGUAAAGCGAUCACGACCAGAUCGAAAAUUACUGCGUCCGGAGUCCAGGGACACAAAGCGUCCGCGCAUUGUAUGA